AUGGAUAAAUACUAAAUAUCCUCUACAGGAAGAUUUAUGUAUGAAAAACAUGAGCAAAAUUUCAGACUUUCUAAAUUCAGUGGUCUCUAUUUAUAUCCAGGAAUAAUAAUUAUGAAGAUCAUAUUUUAUUGUAAUUAUGUCACUAUUGGCAGUGUUGUUAUAGCAACAUAUUUUUAUUAUAGAAAUAAACAUAAAUGGAGAUUCUUAAUCUAAGCUAUAUUAUAUUUGGCAUAAUAAGUCCAGAUAAAUAAUCAUUGCAUUUAUUCUCAUAUCUUUACUUGCAUCACUAAUUUAGUUUUAGUACCUUAUUGGCCAAUGCAAGUGUUAUUUUAAAUUGGGAUCAUUAGAUAGUUGAAUCAUAUUUAUAUACUUUGUUUUUUUGUUGCCCUAAUGAGAGCAAUUGAAAUCUUAAAGAGAUUUCUUUAUUCUAAAAUAUGUAAUAUCAACUCUCAUAAAUAUGAAUAGGAUAGUAUUCUUCUUAAUUUACCUCAUCAUAUUCUAUACUUUGAUGAAAAUUUGAAUGAAUUAUUUUCAAAUAAGUCAAUAAAGUUCAAUCAAGAAUCCUAAUAAAUAUUAAGCAAUUAUAUAAAAAGGAAAUACUAUGGAAUAAUAUAAUUGGAAAAUUAAGAAAAAGAAAUCAUUGAUUAUUAUAUUAAGCCUUGGUAAGGAAAUUUUAUUUUAAUUUAAUCACAUUUCUUUAGUGAAGAAAAUUCUUUUUUUGAAUAAAUGUACGAAUAAAUAAAUAAGUUAUAUGUUCAAUUAAAUUAAGAUUAUACAAAAUGGAAUAAUUUAAGAGCUUUUAGAAUGAUUAAAGAGUCUGACUUAAGUGUUUUAGGAUAAUGUUUAUCAGAAUGUUUACAUUUAGAACAUUAAGUAAGAUCAAUAAUGAAAAAUUUAAAAUAAGAAAUUUGUUAGUUUUAUCUUAAAGUUUCUAUUUGUAAUAUAAUAGAAUCUAUGGUUCUAAAAUUAUAUGAGCAUUUUAAUAUUAUUAAUUUAAACUUUGAAAGUGGGAUUCCAGAAAUAGUAGCAGGAGAUAAGAAAUUAUUAUUAUUUAUAAUCUAAACACUUUUAACAUCAACUUAAUUUUGUGAUAAAUAAAAAGGUUAAUUAUCUAUUAAAUGUAUUAUUUAGUAAAUUAAUUAAGAAAAAUCUGGAUAUGAUCUUGAAUUUACUUUUAAUUUUACUUGUACACCUUCAGUAAUUAAAUUAUAUUCAUAAGUAUUUGGAGUUAAUGAAAAUAAAUUAAAUCCUAAUGAAGAAUGGCUUAUUCAUUCUUUAAAGAAAUGUAAAUAAUUGAUGAAAUAAAAUUAAAAUGAAUUUAACUUUUAAACUGAUGGUGAUAAUGUUAUAAUAACAUUUACCUUCUUAAGUUUAAUAUCCAGUAAUAAAUUAGAAUAAAUAUCAUAAUUUACAGAUCUUACAUUUACAAGAAGUGUAUUAGAUGAUUGUCAUUAUUAAUGGAAAGAAAAAAUACAAAUUCUUCCAACAAAAUUUAUUUUAGAUUCUAAAUCUAGAAAGAGUCUACCAGCAAUUAAAAAAUAACAGACUACAUCAUCUUAUUCAAAAGUUUCUAUAGCUUUUCCUGAAAUUAGAGAUGAUGUAGUAUUUAUAUUAGAAACUGCUCUCUAAGAUGCUAAAGAAAAAGGUCUUUUAGAUUAAUUUCAUUUUGAUUAUUAAGAUAAUAAUUUUAAAUGUGCUGUCAGUGUAAAUAUAUGAAUAAAUACAUUUAGGAAUAUGCAGAUAGUAUUGCUAAUUCACCUCCAUCUUUCAUUACACCAUAAGUUUAGAGAAGGAAAUUGUAAAAUAUGGCAAAAGAGAAAUUUAAAAAUCUAUUAAAAGAAGCUUUAAAACCUAAAAAAAAGAAAAGACUUUCUAAACGAGAUUGCAAAGUUGUAUUCCCAAGAAAAAAUGAUACAUGUUGUGAUCUUUAAUGUGGUCCAUCCAAAAUUAAUUUUCAUAAUUCAAUCUUAACUAAUAGAAGUAAUAGAGCAUUUAUCAAAUGGACUCAUAGAUGCAAUAUCACUUAACCUCCUAAAACAGUACAUGAAAUAUUAUGUUAUAUUCCAGAAAUUAAAUUAUCAAAAGAUUUAAUUAAAAAUUUUGGAAAUUCAACUUAUGAUAAAAUAGAAAUAAAAGAUCCAAUUAUUGUAUUAGACAUAGCUGAUGUAAUAAGAAUUUAUAAAUAAUAUUUAUAAUAAGGUAAAUAAUUCUAUUAUAUUAUGUUAUUUGUUAAAAAGCCUUAAGAAAUUGCUGAUUUUGCUGAUAUUGUACAAAAGAAUGAAUAAGACUUAGUUUAAUUAUAUCCAAAAUAUUAAUAAACAUAUUUAAUAGGAAUUACUGAGUAAUCAUUGAAACCAUCUCUCUAUGCAUACUUAAAAUAUAUAAUUCCAUUUGGAUAAUGGAGUAUUGACAUAAAAUAAAUUAAAGCACUUAUAGCAAAGCAAAGAGAAAUUAAUUGA
Molecule: messenger RNA, 2459 nt
Organism: Paramecium pentaurelia
Lineage: Eukaryota; Ciliophora; Oligohymenophorea; Peniculida; Parameciidae
Source: the annotation of a GenBank genome assembly